Messenger RNA from Rotaria sp. Silwood1, 1949 nucleotides. NCBI's taxonomy places the organism in Eukaryota, Metazoa, Rotifera, Eurotatoria, Philodinida, Philodinidae. The record is from the annotation of a GenBank genome assembly.
AAUGUUCUACUCUUAGGUCUAUACGAAUUUAAAAACUUUCGAUACAGUUGAAGUAAAGCCUUCGUCACAUUAGAAGACCCCUAUCAAAAAAACGAGAUUUUUAAAUAGUUUCUGGACUUUAUUGAUUUUUUUAGCAUAUAAGUUCAUAAUUAUAUCUAAAUUCAAUACGAACAAUAUUUUGCUUCCAUCCUUAUAAUGAAGUAUCAAGUCCGGCGAGUAAAAUCUUGAAAAGCAGCUAAUAGGUAACAAAUGUGCAUUACAGACUGCACUCCUUUCUUAAAAACAUAUCGUGGAGUCAUUUUAGUACUCCGUUGCAGCCUACUCUGAAAACAUUCUUGAGGUUCUAUAACGAAAACACACUUCCAUGUUCGUAGGAUCUAAUAAACACAGUACACAUUCGCGCAUGUAACACAUGAAAAGAUCUUUGUAUAAUAGUAUUAACAGAUUUGGUAAAAUGCUGCUAUGUAUUAAUCAAAAUGCUUCUUCAUCUUCCAGUUUCUUCUAGAAAAUUAGAAACAUUUUCACUGCAAAACAGUCUUUCAUAAUUGAAGAAAACAUAACUUCAUGUAUAUACGUCGUGGUUUGAUAUGUGAGUACUUCUUUUGAGUCUGAGAACGCAUUUCUUUUCUUAAUAACAUCCAAAGGCCUUUUUUCGAAACAAACACAAAAGAAAACACAAAGUCGGUAUUCAAAUGCUGAUUUUCUAUAAAUAGUUUCUUCACAAGAGAACCGUAUUCAUUGAAGUUAUUAACCAGUCGAAUUAAAUAAGUGUGAUAAAAAAAAUUAGUUUUAUUUUUUACAUGUAGUUAGUUAUUGAAAAGUUAAAAUCCCUAGAGGAAGUACUGAGUUCAGGGUACCCAUGUACCGAGAAAGCUCUAGCAGGGUACCCAGUAGGAGUACUUUGAAAAUUCUCAGUAAUUUUACUGAUGUAUGUACUGUUAGGGGUACCCUUAAAAGUACAUUCACUGAAUAAGUACCUGCAUGGAUACACAAGUCUGUAACUUUACUGAGGAAAGCUCGACAAGGUAUCCUAAAUUUUUCGCGUUCUGUGUGGCGACUAUUCAUUCACCGUUUUCUUUUUUACGUACGGCUCUAUAUAAACAACUCGAUAAAUCAUAAGAAAAUAAUCAAUUUUCAUACUAGUUUUUUCUAAAUUAUUUCUUGACUAUUUCUUAGUCGAGGAAAUGCUGAGCUUGGUCGUAAAUUAAGAUCGGACUACCCUGAAGUGGUCUACGACCAACUCAAGUUGAGUCGGAUCUCGAAAUUGUUCCUGCUAAGUUUUUGGAAUUGAAAAAAUUAAAUUGAAUAAAGUAAAAAAAAAAUCUAGUAAAUUAUCUCAAGAAAAAGAAAAAAUUUUAAAAAGUCAAAGAUCAGGUUCGAUCCUGAACAUACUGAAAAUUUGGUAACAGGGUACUUAGAAAUACUAUACAAUGGUACCCAAUUCAGUACUUGAUCAGUACCUUUAGGUACUCAAUUACUGUGCAUUCUCCAGCAGGGUACUUGCCAUAGUACCACUUAGGUACCUGUAAGUACCUGCAAGUACUUUGGUACCCAAAAGUUCCUGUGACAUACUGGUAUCAGGGUACUUUUUUGGGUACCCUUAACUCAGUAUAUUCUCUAGGGAAUGCUCCUUGUUUUUACUUAUGAAAUUUUCCUGUAGUUUAAAAAGUUUUUCUUAGCAUGUCAACUGUCAAUCUACAAAUCGAUGUUUAAUCAAUAGAAAUAUAAUACUUCGAUGUCUUGUACAAAAUUUAACUGAAGAUGCUAUAUUAACAUGCACGAUGGAAUGUCAUUUUAUCAUUAGUGAAUGGAACACGAGAAUUCUUCUUCGAAUUUUAACUAAUACUCAACAAUUACCUGAUCAAAUCGAUAUGAGAUUAGUUUCUCUUGUAUUCAAUUAUCUUCAUGUAUUUAUGCAUAUUAUGGAAUAUGAUAAUCAGUCAAAAUAA